AUGGCCGCCGCCUCACCCGUACCCAUCCGCAUCUCCUCGUCUUCGUCCUCGCCUUCGCCCUCGCCCUCGUCCUUCUUCCAGCUGCCCACCCGCCGGCGCAAGCAGACGCGCCUGAUGGAGCAGCAAAAGAGCGAGCAGGCCGCCGUCCUCCAGGAAGAGCUCUCCCUGCGCACCCAGGCCUGGGUCUACCUCGAGGACUUCCUCCACAACUCGCAGUGGAGCGACCAGAUGGACCGCAUCACCAUUGUCCGCGACGCCGUCCCCACCAUGCCCGAGCUCAACGCCUACGGCGACCUCGACGAAAAGGAGGGCACCCGCGCCUGUCGCCGCCUCUUCAAGGCCGUCGUCAUCUGGGACGAGCUGGGCCACAGCCUCUGGGGGACCCUCCGCGCCGCCUCGGAGCAGAGGCAGCUCGCCCAGCGCCAGUUCGAGAUGGGCUCGCCGCGGAGGAGCCGCUUCCCCGACGAGCUGCGCGCCACCGCCGCCUACACCUCGCGCCGCCCCUCGCGCCGCUCCUCCGAGGACUCGUAUGACUCGGACUACUCGUUUGACUCGUGCGACUCGUUCCAAUCGUCGACCAACAGCCUCUCCGGCGCUCCUCCCGUCCCGCCGCUGCCCGCCGCCUUUGUCGCGGCAGCGGCGGCAGCAGCCGAGAAGAAGCCGCGCAUCAAGCUGCCCAAGCGCCUCUCGCGAUCCUCGGGCUCGGCAUCCUCGUCGUCUGGCCGGCCGUCGUGCGAGAUGGAGCCGGCCGGCGCCGACGUCCCCUUGUGCCUCGACCAACAACACGACGCCGCGGACCCGAGCGCUCUCGACAUGCUCGGCAGAUCGCCUCCCCGUGAUGGCGACUCGUCGCCCUCGGCAUUUCCGAGAAUCUUCUCCCAUAACUGGGCCGUGAGGAAGCGCCUUGGCGUCUUUGGCGACAGCCGCCCCAGUACGGCGAGCGCCCCGAGGCAAUCCUACAGCCAUCACCAGUCCCACCAGUCCUCAUAG
Messenger RNA from Hirsutella rhossiliensis, 990 nucleotides. RefSeq lists its product as uncharacterized. Lineage: Eukaryota; Fungi; Ascomycota; Sordariomycetes; Hypocreales; Ophiocordycipitaceae. The coding region runs from base 1 to 990 and encodes 329 amino acids. The transcript has a single exon. The record is from RefSeq and is a predicted model, not a curated record.